AUGGCUCCGAUUGUGUCGCAGUGCCAGGCACUGCGAUUCGCUGAUCAACAGCGAUGCACGGAAGAGGCCACUCACGCAAAUGAGCUGUUCUGCCUCUUGCAUGCCAGACAAGCUCACGGCCUGUACAUCGGUUAUAAGAGGCGAAAUGCACAGCUUGAUGCUCUCGAUGAAAAUCCCCCAGAUUAUCUGGCAGGGACGCAUAUUCCCCUUGCCAACGAUGACUUCGACUCUGUUGACGACAGCAAGGAGAUGGAGGAGAUCAUUGAUCAUCUCCACGUCAAGUGGAACACCCUAAAUCGAGUCAUCGAAGCUCGUAGAAAGCAUCAUGCCCAUUUCUACUCAAUCAGCUAUGACUAUGGCCAUCAGGCCUAUAUCGAUAAGCUCGUCAGUCAUCGUCACAUCGUCCUUCUGGCCCUUGGACGAGCCCGGAAGCGACUCAUGGCCAUUCUGUACAAGAAAGAGCAGUGGUACUCAUGGGUACGCGAUGCUCAAGAUGAUGAAGAAUUGUACCGCGAGAAAGAGCAGAAGAAGCUCAAGCAGGAAGCUGCUCUAUUCAAGCGUCACAUGAAGCAGAUGGAAGCGAGAAUGGAAUUGAUGCGGAAGAGGGAGGACCAAAAAUUUCAAGAUGCCUUCCUUGAAGAAGCAUAUAGAGAGCGCAUGGCUAUGAAUGAAGACGCAGACGAUGAGGCCUGGGAUCCUAUCGAGGAUAUGGAGGAUGAGCAGAGACAUCGAUACAUUGACCUGAUCAAGCACUUCUUGUGGAUGGAAGUUGAAGUCGAUGAAGCUACUGCUGAGAAGCCCGCCCCAGAGGAUGCAUCGUCGAGCAAACCUGCAGAAGAGCCUGCACCUGCUGAGGAGGCACCCGUGCCUACCAAGAAGCUGAAAAAUAAGAAGAAAAAUAAAGGAAAGGCCAAUGCUGCCGCCAAUAGCUCACCACUGGAAGAACUUCAGAAUCUCCUUGGACAAAAGAAGCUCCUCGCCAUGCAGGCCAGCGGAAAACAUAGCACCGAGACUGAGCUAAAGGAGCCGGAUAAGAAGAACAUCGAGACUGAAGAGGAGAUGAGAAAGCGAUUGAGUCAGGGCGUCAAGAAGAACUUGGAUAAUGUCUCCGGCAUGCAGUUGGUCGGUACCAUUGAGAACCCUCACGAGACAUGGGACAAGACUGCUCCAAUGGAAGACGACGAGAUUGACGAGUUGAUCCGAGACAUACGCGAGAUCAAACUCCUCCUCUUCUGCCGUCUCGUCCUCCUACAAGCAUCUCUCCUCCCAGCUGCCCUCCGCGCCACAACCGUCCAAGAAUUCCUCGACGACACAUCCGUCACAGAAGCUGAUCUCCGCGAUCUCUGCCUCAAAGUCGCCGAGCCAACCCUCCAAGACAUCCGCGACGCAUGUGCAGAUUUCGCUCGUGGCGACAAUGCAGACGAUGACCUCCCCAUUGUAGACGACGAUGACGAUGACGAUGACGAUGAAACCAUGGAGCAGCUUUUGCAAGGCGAUAAGCGAUAUCAUCAUCUUCACACUGAUGAUUGGUUCAAAGAACGGGUGAUUAAAGAAGUCGAACGCCGUCGCUUCUUUAAGAAAAAGACUAAGAAAUCGAAGCGUCAGAGAAAGACAAAGGUUACGAUCUGUGGGAAGAGUAUCUGGAAUCAUGCUAGUGAGAACGCAAUGUCGCGCGAUGGAUGGCUCCAAUUCAGUGUCAUGGCAAAGGACUGCGACUUGAAGCAUGCGAUCCAACUUUGCAGAAACUGGUCCGAGUUCUCUGAUCUCAACCUUCUCACGCUAUGGCAGUACUUCCCCGCUUCGAAUUGGACGUCCUGGGGUCAAGAUCGCUUCAUGCAGCAGCUACAACAACUGGGUUUCUUCCCUUACUUCACAGACUUUGAUGCAGAUAAGUACAGUCAUCAUCAUCAAAUUGGCGGAAGAAGUCAAGGUCGUCGCCAGCAUGAUAUCGUUGAAACGAGGAACAUUCUCGUUGGAAACAUGAAGCGGAAUGAUCCAGUGACUAGACGCUUUCUGCAGUAUUUGCUCAUGCGGAGGGGAGAGCUUCUCGUCAUGGUGCGGGAUGGCAAGACUGGGCGAGUCAUCACUGCUCCAGAUGAUGAACAGCUCUGGACAUAUCGAAAGAAACAAGGGCUUGGGAGGGCGUCCAAGAAUGAUUGGUUUAAUAUUCUAGAGGUUGGGCCUGAUUUUAUGAAGUUGACGGAUAUUCUGAGGGAGUGGCGGUUUGGGUUCGAUGAUUACUAUGAUGUGUUUAUCUGGGACUUUGUGCCUGGCGAGCCACACAUAGACCUCUACAACAUUGUCGUCAUGGAACUCCGUAAUGCCUGGCGUAUGAGAACGCCUCGCGACAUGUACGUCCACAUGGAAUCCCUCCUCCGCAGCCUCCACCGCAACGAAAAGACCAUGCGCACGCGGCAGAUCAAACCCGGCGAGAACCUCAAAUCCCUCUGGGACACCAUUGCCGACGAAAGAUCAGAAUUCCGCCUCUUUGACGUGAGCAACAAAAAAGUCACCAUGCGCAAAGAUACCGAACUAGCUGAAUCGCCAUACAUGUUCUACAACAAAGCCAACGAAGUCGAAGACGCGAUCCUCUUUCCCGAUGAACUCACCUCUGACAGAAAGAGUGUUGCAUUCCGAGAGAUUAGGAAUGGUGUUGCGAGUAUCGAGGAUGGGAUACUGCCUAGUACGGCUAGACAUUUCGUCAAGGGGCUGGAGGCUAUUAAUAAGGGCAAGGAUCCUAUGAAGGCGAUGCGUAUGGCGAAGCAUGAGGACCAGGAUAAUAUUUGGGGUCUGCCCAAGGUUUGGGAGACGGCGCUUUUGCAGGCGAGGAGUGAUAAGCUGAAGAAGUCGCAGAAGGCACUUCUUCAGCGGACGGGGUUGUUGCAUGCGUAUAAGACGCUGUCGUAUGAUCGACGGCUUGAAGAGUCUGAUCCUAUGGAGAUGAUGGAGCGAGAUCGAGCAUUUAGUUUCAAGGAGUCUUUCCACGCUGGAGAUCUCGAACCAGGAUACAACGCCAAAUACAACCUCCUCCAAGAAACACUCCGCGCUAUGCUUAAAACCCCUCAUGUCGGCUCAACCGAUUGGAUCUUCUUCAUAGCCGAGAUUCUCGAAUGGCUUGAUCUUCGCGGCGAUUACGACGACUACGCUCAAGAUCCGCAGUACCCUUGGCCGCAUAGCUUCAUCGUGCAAGACAUUGUCCAAGCAUUCGCCAUGAUCGCCAUGUUCUUCCCAAACUCAGAUGUUGCAAAGCUACCUACUAUGUUUGUCAACUCAAGCCAGUGCGAUGAGUUUAGAAAGUCAGGAGUCUUUGAUCCCAAGGAACGAAGUAAAGUACGGCCUGAUCGGAGGACGAGAACGAGCUAUAAGUUCAGGAACAAGGAGUUUUGGAAGGAGUGGAAGGAGUUUUAUAAGACGGAGAGGUAUUUUGGGGAUGUGUACCCUAUGGAAUGGAGUCUGACAGUCCGUCCUAUCAUCGCCCACUUGUAUCAAGCUGGUGUUAUAGCCCCAGCGUAUAUGCAAAACCACCCCGAAGUCGUUCUCGGCAUGGCAACAGCCAACAAAGAACCCCAUCGCCCCGACAAACUCGACCUCUUCAUCAACUACCACGACCAAUACGGCAACUUCCCCAUGACAUAUCCCCCAACCUUCGUCGACCCCUCCAAAUGGCCAGAAGUCGUCCCCACCGCACGCAUAUUCUCCCAAAAGCACCCCACCGCUCGCUUCGCCCUCCUCCGUCUCUGGUCCGCACCGCACUACUACCCCUUCAUGGUAGGCAUGUUCAACCGCAGAAACACAAGCUUCCUCGAUAGUCGCGGCCGAUCGUGGGAGUGGAAGUUUGUGCCCAAGGAUAUGCCUGGUAGUGAAUUCAGUGCGCAUCACACUACGGGGAAGAGACUAGAUGUGCUGAAGGAUAAGUUUAGGGAUAGGGUUGUGCAUAGGGGGGAUUUAAUAUUGGUUAUGGGAGUUGAUGAGGAUGAUUUGUUGAGGUUUUGUACGGCUGUUACGUUUGCCAUGCAGACGAAGCCGUGGCUGAGGGAGAUUGAUCUCUGGAAGAGCUUCAUCAACGUGGACUUUGAGUUUCUGCUGGACUUGGAGCCAUUUUGGAUGGAAUAG
Fusarium musae is the source of this 4113-nucleotide messenger RNA. RefSeq lists its product as uncharacterized. NCBI's taxonomy places the organism in Eukaryota, Fungi, Ascomycota, Sordariomycetes, Hypocreales, Nectriaceae. The record is from RefSeq and is a predicted model, not a curated record. The coding region runs from base 1 to 4113 and encodes 1370 amino acids. The transcript has 5 exons.